Molecule: messenger RNA, 201 nt
Organism: Linum trigynum
Lineage: Eukaryota; Viridiplantae; Streptophyta; Magnoliopsida; Malpighiales; Linaceae
Source: the annotation of a GenBank genome assembly
AUGGACUGGAGUCCGAAGGAGACGGCCCAGCUGAAUGCUGGGGACUGGUCACAGACGGCCCAGGAGAUGAGGGCCCUGGCUGAACAGACGAAGGGGAGUACUCGUCCUGGGGGGAAACGAAUGGGCCCGAUGAAGGCGGCCCAUCAGGUGAGGACAACCCAGCUAGAGAAGUGGAAACCGGGCCAUAAAGAACGGGCCUAG